CUUUAUUUGGAAUCAAACAAGAUGGCUGAAGCUGGCUGGGAUGAUGUGACAUAUUUGAGGAAGAAAACUCCAAAAGCAGCUGAAAGCAAGUCUGAAAAGGCUGUAAGCCAAGCUUUCAGGAAAGGAGAGGAAGUAGAUACAACCAAAAAAUUUACUGCUGCUACUAACAAGCAGAAGGUUGCAGCUAAAGACACGGCUAAACUGGACAGGGAGACUGAAGAACUGAAACAUGAGAGAGUUACACUUGAUUUUGGUCGAACUCUACAGCAGGCAAGAACAGCCAAAGGAAUGACUCAAAAAGACUUAGCAACAAAAAUAAACGAGAAGCCUCAAGUUGUUAACGACUAUGAGAGCGGUAGGGCCAUACCCAAUCAAGCCAUUAUUGGUAAACUAGAAAGAGCAGUAGGAGUGAAAUUGAGAGGUAAGGAUAUGGGUAGCCCUCUUAACCCUCCUGGGUCAAAGAAGAAAUAGGGAACGUCCCAAAGACAACGAACCAAGUGACUAUGUACAUAUUAAUCAAUUUAUAUUAUCGUUUGAAACUAUUUUAUGCUAAUAAUAAUAAUAACAAUAAUAAUAGAAAA
This is a messenger RNA of Amphimedon queenslandica, 581 nucleotides long. RefSeq names its product endothelial differentiation-related factor 1-like. NCBI's taxonomy places the organism in Eukaryota, Metazoa, Porifera, Demospongiae, Haplosclerida, Niphatidae. Bases 22 to 471 code for a protein of 149 amino acids. The transcript is spliced from 6 exons. Gene Ontology annotation, molecular function: DNA binding. Gene Ontology annotation, cellular component: nucleus. The record is from RefSeq and is a predicted model, not a curated record.